This is a messenger RNA of Camelus dromedarius (Arabian camel), 1735 nucleotides long. RefSeq names its product cytochrome P450 11B1, mitochondrial. Gene Ontology annotation, molecular function: iron ion binding; corticosterone 18-monooxygenase activity; heme binding. Lineage: Eukaryota; Metazoa; Chordata; Mammalia; Artiodactyla; Camelidae. The record is from RefSeq and is a predicted model, not a curated record. Gene Ontology annotation, cellular component: mitochondrial inner membrane; mitochondrion. Bases 24 to 1535 code for a protein of 503 amino acids. The transcript has 10 exons. Gene Ontology annotation, biological process: aldosterone biosynthetic process; glucocorticoid biosynthetic process; cellular response to peptide hormone stimulus.
GAAAGGGGUGAGGGCGCACCAGCAUGGCGUUCCGGGCAAAGACCGCAGUGUGGAGGGCAGGGCCUUGGCUGUCCCUGCACAGGGCACGCACACUGGGCACCAGAGCUGCUCAGGCCCCCAAGAAGGUGCUGCCCUUCGAAGCCAUACCCCAGUGUCCUGGCAACAAGUGGAUGCGGGCGCUGCAGAUCUGGAGGGAGCACGGCUCCGAGAACAUGCACCUGGACAUGCAUCAGACCUUCCAGGAGCUGGGACCCAUUUUCAGGUAUGACGUGGGAGGGAGGCGCAUGGUAUUCGUGAUGCUGCCCGAAGACGUGGCGAGGCUGCAGCAGGCGGAGAGCUUUCACCCUCAGCGGAUGCUCGUGGAGCCCUGGCUGGCCUACCGACAGCACCGUGGCCUCAAACGUGGCGUGUUCUUGCUAAACGGGCCCAAGUGGCGCUCCGACCGGCUGCAGCUGAAUCCGGACGUGCUGUCACUGCAGGCCGUGCAGAAGUUCGCGCCCCUGGUGGACGAGGUGGCCAGGGACUUCUCCCAAACCCUGAGGGCGAGGGUGGUGCAGAACGCCCGGGGGAGCCUGACCCUGGACAUCAAGCCCAGCAUCUUCUGCUACACCAUCGAAGCCAGCAACUUAGUCCUUUAUGGAGAGCGGCUGGGCCUCCUCGGCCACAACCCGAAUGCUGACAGCCUGAACUUCAUCAGCGCGCUGGAGGCCAUGUUCAAGUCCACAGUGCAGCUCAUGUUCCUGCCCAGGAGCCUGUCACGCUGGACAAGCACCAGCAUAUGGAAGGAGCACUUCGAGGCCUGGGACUGUAUCUUCCAGUAUGCCAACAAAGCCAUCCAGAGACUCUAUCAGGAGCUGACCCUUGGCCGCCCGUGGCGCUACAGUGGCGUCGUGGCAGAGCUGCUCAUGCAUGCAGACAUGACCCUGGAUGCCAUCAAGGCCAACUCCAUCGACCUCACUGCCGGGAGCGUGGACACGACAGCCUUUCCCUUGUUGAUGACUCUCUUUGAGUUGGCUCGGAACCCGGAUGUGCAGCAGGCCGUUCGCCAGGAGAGCCUGGUGGCUGAGGCCAGGAUCUCUGAAAAUCCCCAGAGGGCAACCACGGAGCUGCCACUGCUAAGGGCUGCCCUCAGGGAGACCUUGAGGCUGUAUCCCGUGGGUAUCACCGUGGAGCGACGGGUGAGCUCAGACUUGGUGCUGCAGAACUACCACAUCCCGGCUGGGACUUUGGUGAAGGUGCUACUCUACUCCCUGGGUCGAAAUGCAGCCGUGUUCGCCACGCCCGAGCGCUACCAUCCCCAGCGCUGGCUGGACCACCAGGACUCUGGCGUCAGGUUCCCACACCUGGCCUUUGGCUUUGGUGUGCGCCAGUGCCUGGGGCGGCGCCUGGCAGAGGUAGAGAUGCUGCUCCUGAUGCACCAUGUGCUGAAAAACUUCCUGGUGGAGUCACUGGUGCAAGAGGACAUCAAGAUGGUCUACCGCUUCAUAUUGAUGCCCUCCACCCUCCCACUCCUUACCUUCCGGGCCAUCAACUAGUCAUGUCGCUGCACUGUCGGGCUGGCUCACAGCAGGCCUGCUGCCAGGACCGUGCACUACUCUCAACCCCAUCCGGCACUGCUGAAGGGGACUUGGAGAAUCCCGGAGCAGAGAGGAGGGAAGUUCCAAGCACAAGAUGGAGCCCUGCCUUAGCACGUGGGCUCAGCCCUCAAUCCCGCUGAGACUCACCCUCUUCACGU